Messenger RNA from Polistes canadensis, 1053 nucleotides. Its product is annotated as probable cytochrome P450 4ac1. The annotation marks the transcript as partial. The transcript has 8 exons. The record is from RefSeq and is a predicted model, not a curated record. NCBI's taxonomy places the organism in Eukaryota, Metazoa, Arthropoda, Insecta, Hymenoptera, Vespidae. Gene Ontology annotation, molecular function: heme binding; monooxygenase activity; oxidoreductase activity, acting on paired donors, with incorporation or reduction of molecular oxygen.
AUAUAACUCAUAAAUUAAUAAAAACAUCUGCAAAGUAUUCUUCGCCGUGGCGACUCUGGAUAGGCCCAAAAUUGGUCAUAAUCAUUGAUGAUCCUGAAAAUAUUAGCAUUUUAUCAAACAGAUCUUAUGGAUUUGAGAAAAGCCAGUUGUAUGACUUUAUAAAACCUUUUUUCGGUAACGGGUUGAUUACUGCUCCAGAUAGCCUAUUGGAAAUUGAUUUUGAUUUGCAGAACAAUUUGGAAUUAAAAUUUCAGGAAUAUAUUAUUGAAGGGAUAGACUUAGUUAUGCAAAGAAUUCUCAAUAUAUGGUUACAUUCUGACGUUACAUUUAACAAUUCAUCUCUGGGAAAAAGAAUAAAGGCACUUCUACAAAUUCUUAAUAAAAUCUCAAGCGAGGGAAGAGAAACUACUGCUGGUACACUGACAUUCUUAUUUUUAAUGCUGGCCUCGUUUCCGAACAUUCAACAACAAGCAUACGAAGAGUUGUACGAUAUUUACGGCUCAAGUGAUACUAAUGAUGUUCCUAUUACACUGGAAGAUAUCAACAAAAUGAAAUAUUUGGAAAGAGUAAUAAAGGAAACUUUACGUUUAUUCCCUUCUAUUCCAUUUAUUGGACGAACACUAUGUAGCGAUACAAAAGUGGAUGAAAAUCUUGUAAUACCGAAAAACUGCUCUGUACUUUUUUCAAUAUUUACUCUUCAUCGAAAAGAAAAGUAUUGGACAGAGCCUUUAAGAUUUAAUCCUGACAGGUUUUUGCCUGGAAAUUACAACCAAAAAUGUUUCUUACCAUUCAGUUCUGGGAAAAGAGGAUGCAUAGGAAACAAAUUUGCAAUGAUCGAAAUGAAGGUUAUUGCUGCUACUGUGUUAAGAAAAUUUGCUGUUCGAAUAGACGAUGCAGUUUCAGUAGAAAAUGUUAACKUAAAAUUCAGCAUAACUUUGGAACCAGCGGAACCUAAUUUUUUGAGAUUUAACAAGAGAUAAUGUUUCUACUAUUUGUCGAUACUAUGUCAUUAAUAAAGUAAUUAAGGCAUCGGUCGCAACAACAAUAGUUUCU